Molecule: messenger RNA, 6964 nt
Organism: Amblyraja radiata (thorny skate)
Lineage: Eukaryota; Metazoa; Chordata; Chondrichthyes; Rajiformes; Rajidae
Product: aggrecan core protein
Exons: 20
Coding region: 375-5900 (1841 amino acids)
Biological process (GO): central nervous system development; skeletal system development; glial cell differentiation
Cellular component (GO): perineuronal net; synapse
Molecular function (GO): hyaluronic acid binding; calcium ion binding
Source: RefSeq, a predicted model, not a curated record
GGGGAAGAUACCCAGAGGCUGCUAAGGAGGAGCCUUUUUGCAUCCCAGUUCUCAGCCUCUGCCCAUUCUGUGUGGCUCCUGAUCUAGGCUUGGAGAAGUCUGCGCUGUCUCCCUCUCUGCCUCUCUCAAGGAUCCUGUCUGCCAGGACACGGAUAACCCAUCAGAAGGACAAGCGGAAAAACCCCCCAACAAAAAACACAAAAAAGGAAAAACACACACCAACCAAAAAAAAAAACACGGACGGAAGGAACGAACCGAGGAGAGUGUCCACCAGCUCCGGGAUCCAAGAUUUUAAAACGAAGUUAGUCUCUCUGCAAGGUGUAUGGUACUUUUCACAUUUCUCGACAACAGCACUGAAUUGUUCAAGGUAAAUUAUGACCACUCUGCUUUUAGUGUUUGUCUGUUUGCGGGUGAUCGCAGCAGCUAUAUCUGUUGAAGUUUCCGAUAAUGCCAAGGCACUGAGUGUGAAGAUUGCUUCGCAGUCCCCACUGAAUGCUGUGCUCGCCAGCUCCGUGGCCUUCCCCUGCUACUUCCUCACCUCCGCGCCGCUCUCCGCCGACUCUCCGCUGGCAUCUCUGCUGGAGCCAAGGAUCAAAUGGACCAAGAUCGCCAAAGGCGGGAAGGAGACGGUCAUCGUCGUGGCGACGUCUGGCAAAGUCAAGAUCAGCCAAGAGUACAAAGGGCGAGUCAAGCUCCCGAGUUACCUUGAUAUCCCCAACGAUGCCACCUUGGAACUGGAUAAAGUGCUGUCCAGCGACUCAGGAAUGUACCGCUGUGAGGUGAUGCACGGGAUUGAGGACAGCCAGGAUGUCGUAGAGCUGGUUGUCAAAGGCAUCAUUUUCCAUUACCGUGCCAUCUCCAGCAGGUACACCCUCAACUUCUACAAAGCCCAGCAGGCUUGUGUUGACAACACUGCCACCAUCGCCACCCCAGACCAACUGCAAGCAGCUUACGAUGAUGGCUAUGAUCAAUGUGAUGCAGGAUGGAUGGCUGACCAAACUGUAAGGUAUCCAAUUCAUGAUCCGCGCGAGGGAUGCUACGGUAACUUGGACGAGUACCCAGGAGUCAGAUCCUACGGCAUCAGAGACACCAAUGAAACCUAUGACGUUUAUUGCUUUGCUAAAGACUUACAAGGCAAAGUCUUCUACAUAACCACCACUGAAAGAUAUGCUUUCAAGGAGGCAAUGGAAGCGUGCUUUGAUAAAGGUGCCCAGUUAGCCACCACGGGGCAGCUAUACUUGGCAUGGAAGGGUGGCAUGGAUCAGUGCAAUACUGGCUGGCUCGCGGACGGCAGUGUUAGAUACCCAAUAUCAAACCGAAGACUCAACUGCGGUGGCAACCUUUUAGGAGUCAGGACUGUCUACCGAUUCACCAACCAAACUGGCUACCCUGAUCCCAGCGAUCGUCAUGAUGCCUACUGCUUCAGUGGCAAGUUUGGUGUUGAAACAUUCACGGAUACUCCACUCGUCUACCCAGCUACAGAGCCGGAGGGGGCAUUUACUGAUGAAGGAAGUGCCUUUACCAUCCAAACCAUACCUGAUAAGGUGGAGGUGUUCUUCACGAAGACUACUGAACAGAAAGAAGUAAGGGGAGAUGUUUUCACACUUAGCCCUUUCACUCCAAUAUCUCUGCCAUUUGCCGAGGUGACCAUAUCUCCAGCCCCUGAAGAAGUCGUUACCGAGGGAAUGGUCCUACUCAACGUUUCAGGCCUACCAGAAGAACUAGUCAACGCCACCGAAGAGAUUUCCAGCCCAGAGGUGUCCGUGAGUGUGGUCGCCGUCUCUGUGGCCAUCGAAGACCUGACAGCCACAGCGGGACUGGGCGUCACUGAGGUUCCACCUCACACCCCCGCCACCAUUGAAGAGCUUGUUCCCAAGGCAACGGCGGCUCCCGAUGUCCUGGCAACGCGGCCUGAUGUCCUGACAGCAGCUCCACCUGCCGUGGAAACCCCAAUUACGGACGAAUUGGACCAGAGCGUGACUCUGUGUCCCAUCAGCCCAAUGGCUCCAACUGGGGUUGUUUUCCAUUACCGUGCUAUUUCGAGCAGGUACUCCCUCAACUUCACCGAGGCGCAGAUUGCCUGUCUGGAAAAUAAUGCCUUUAUUGCCUCUCCCGAGCAACUCCAGGCAGCCUACAAGCGAGGAUACAACCAGUGUGACGCAGGGUGGCUCUCAGAUCAGACCGUCAGGUACCCCAUGGUGGACCCCCGGGAGCGUUGCUUUGGAGACAAACAUGGCUUUCCCGGUGUAAGGAGCUACGGAGUUCGCAACCCUGAAGAAACUUAUGAUGUCUACUGCUACAUUGAGGCGCUAAACGGGAAGGUAUUCCACGCGACGGUGGCUGAUGGGUUCACGUACGAUGAAGCGGUUGACUACUGCGUCAGCCACAACGCUAAGAUGGCCACCACGGGGCAGCUGUACGCGGCGUGGAAGCAGGGCAUGGACAGGUGCCGCGCGGGCUGGAUCUCGGAUGGUAGCGUGAGGUACCCCAUCCAAACCCCUAGGCCCUACUGCGGCAAUGGGCAGGCCGGAGUCCGAACCAUCUACCUGAACGUGGAUCAGACCGGCUACCCCGACCCCCAUUCACGCUACGACGUUUACUGCUUCAGAGAGACCGUUGUCCCUGUGGUGACGGAGGAGCCAGCGGUGGUGAAGCUGACGGUGCCUGUGAUCCUGGUGGAGCAAGUCACGUGGACUCCCGAGGUUGCCAGGACCGUGCGGCCUGAGGAGGCGGAACAAGGCAGAACUGAUCUCUUCAUCAAGGAGACCGCUGAGCCGCCCACCGCCACCAUGGGUUUGAUCGAAGAGACCAUAGCAACCCAGGUGGCACCGCAUGUGGCGGUCUUGCCCCCUGAAUCAUCGAUAGCACCCCAGGCUACUGAGCCCACCACAGGAGCCAUCCCAGAUCUGUACAUCACAACCGAAGAGGCUGGAACCGUCUUUCCAUCGGCAACUCCCACAGCAGAACCCGGAUCUGCUGAUGUAACGCCUCUGCCAGAAGCUGAAGUGAGCGGGGAACCGUCUGGAAUACCUGAUAUUAGUGGACUGCCUUCUGGAAUACCCGACAUAAGUGGAGAACCUUCUGGAAUUCCAGAUGUUAGUGGAGAACCUUCUGGAAUACCUGACAUAAGUGGAGAACCUUCUGGAAUUCCAGAUGUAAGUGGAGAACCUUCUGGAAUACCUGACAUAAGUGGAGAACCUUCUGGAAUACCUGACAUAAGUGAAGAACCUUCUGGAAUUCCAGAUGUAAGUGGAGAACCUUCUGGAAUACCUGACAUAAGUGGAGAACCUUCUGGAAUUCCAGAUGUUAGUGGAGAACCUUCUGGAAUACCUGACAUAAGUGGGGAACCUGGAAUUCCAGAUGUAAGUGGAGAAUCUUCUGGAAUAUUGGAUACAAGUGGAGAACCUUCUGGAAUACCUGACAUUAGUGGGGAACCUUCUGGAAUACCCGACAUAAGUGGAGAACCUUCUGGAAUUCCAGAUGUAAGUGGAGAACCUUCUGGAAUACCCGACAUAAGUGGAGAACCUUCUGGAAUUCCAGAUGUAAGUGGAGAACCUUCGGGAAUACCCGAUAUUAGUGGAGAACCUUCUGGAAUACCUGACAUUAGUGGGGAACCUUCUGGAAUUCCAGAUAUUAGUGGGGAACCUUCUGGAAUACCUGAUAUAAGUGGAGAAUCUUCUGGAAUAUUGGAUAUAAGUGGAGAACCUUCUGGAAUACCUGAUCUACGUGGAGAACCUUCUGGAAUCCCUGACAUUAGUGGGGAACCUUCUGGAAUUCCAGAUAUUAGUGGAGAACCUUCUGGAAUACCUGAUAUAAGUGGAGAAUCUUCUGGAAUAUUGGAUACAAGUGGAGAACCUUCUGGAAUACCUGACAUUAGUGGGGAACCUUCCGGAAUACCUGAUCUAAGUGGGGAACCUUCUGGAAUACCUGACAUUAGUGGGGAACCUUCUGGAAUUCCAGAUGUCAGUGGAGAAUCUUCCGGAAUAUUGGAUAUAAGUGGGGAACCCUCUGGAAUACCUGAUAUCAGUGGGGAAUUUUCCGGAAUGCCUGAUUUUAGUGGAGAACCUUCUGGAAUGCCGGAGAGCAGUGGGGAGAAGUUGGAAGCUGUGGAUGUAAGUGGUGAAGCUUCAGGGAUUUGGGUGGUCCUCAUUACAACAGAGGACCAACAGUACCCAACGAUGCCCACUGAGUUUGUGGAGUUGGGGAAGGGACCGAUUGAAGAACAUAUUCCUGACACCAGUGGGGAGCCUUCUGGGAUCCCUGAAAUAUCCGCAGAAGCAUCCGGCAUUCCCGACCUAAGCGGGGAGCCCUCUGGGCUGCCUGAGAUCAGUGGGAGUCCGUCCGGCAUUCCCGAUAUAAGCGGAGAGUCAUCGGGGCUUGAUGUGAUGAGUGGGAUCCCAUCCGGCGUUCCCGACAUAAGUGGGGAGUCAUCCGGGGUUCCUGAGAUACAUGAGAUCCCAUCCGGUAUUCCAGAUACUAGUGGUGAGCCAUCUGGUAUUCCUGAAGUCAGCGGUGUGGCGUCUGGCGCUCCGGACAUAAGUGGGGAACCAUCUGGGACUCCGGUUGUGAGCGGAGAGCUGGACGUCACUGGAAAACCAGACGAGGUUAGCGGCGAACCUUCCGGAGUUUCCCAGACAAUCUUUACUUCGAGAAUCAUAGACAUUAGCAAAGAUCCUGAAGAGGAUGAAGAGCCUUCAGGAGCUCCUGAAGUUCCUGCUGAACCCUCCGUUAUGCCCGUCCCCAUAGCACCUGGUGUUACGGACUCUUCCAUUGCAAGACAGACGGUUGUGGAAACAACCCAUGUAGAAGUCAAACUGCCCGAGGAAGGUCAGCGUGAAAGCGAGGAGGUUUCUUCAGUAUCAAUAGACAGCUCAACGGCUGAAGAACAUCCAGAGACUGUGGAGGUCCUAGCAGUUACACCUCCCGCACCUGUCCUCCUCUCAACAAUUCCGCCUCAAAUCUCACCGGAUACUGUGGCAAUUGUCGAUGAGCCCACAACAGCAGAAGUUGUCCCUGACCCGUGCCAAGACAGCCCCUGUGGCCAAGGAACGUGCGUGGUGAGAGACGGCAGCUCCAUGUGUGAUUGCCCAGUUGGAUGGAUAGGCACGCAUUGUGAAAUAGAGAUUGAUGAGUGCCAUUCGAGCCCUUGUCUGAAUGGAGCUACCUGUAUGGAUGGCAUCGACUCUUUCAAAUGCUUGUGCCUGCCCAGCUACGGAGGAAACCUCUGUGAAAUUGAUGUGGAGAAGUGUGACGUUGGUUGGGCUAAGUUUCAGGGUCACUGCUACAAGCACUUUGCUGACAGACAGACUUGGGAGGAAGCGGAGCACCAGUGCAGGAAGCACGAAGCUCACCUGGCCAGUCUUAUCACUCCGGAGGAACAGGCCUUUGUCAACAGUUAUGCCCAGGAUUAUCAAUGGGUUGGAUUGAAUGACAAGACAAUCGAGGGGGAUUUCCGUUGGACCGAUUCCAGCCCAUUGUUGUACGAGAACUGGCGGCCCAAUCAACCUGAUAGUUUCUUCAGCACUGGCGAAGAUUGUGUGGUGAUGAUAUGGCAUGAGGGCGGCCAGUGGAAUGAUGUCCCCUGCAACUACCACUUGCCUUACACGUGCAAGAAGGGAACAGUCGCAUGCGGUCAACCUCCAGAGGUGAAACACGCCAAGAGCUUUGGAAAGAAGAAAGAGCGUUUUGAAAUUAAUUCCUUGAUACGAUAUCAGUGUAAAAACGGAUUCCUACAGCGUCAUUUCCCCAACAUCAAAUGUCAGCCAAAUGGCCAGUGGGAGCAGCCAAGGAUAGUCUGCAUAGACACCACCACGUAUUACCGUAAACCUCAGAAGAGAGUUGACACAAGCAGGUCACACACUCAAAAUGAAUCAAGUGCUUCACAGAGCUCUGCCCCUUAAGUGUAUAAAAAGUUAUAAUUCUGUUUCAGAACAUUUAUAUUAAGAAAAAAAUAAUAAUUUUGUCAGAUAAGAGAUUUGUUUUCCCAGCCUAUAUAUAAAACACCAAAGCAUCCCUAGAUCCAAUGCCUUUUUUUCUCGAUUUCAAGUCAAGCAUUAUCAUUUGGGUUGAAUUCUUCAGUCUGCCGUCCGUGCCUUUGGGAUGAGAUGCUGAAGAUUUUAUAUUCAACCUGCCACACAUCGUAAGAAGUACCGUACCAAGCUAACAGCUGGGCGGUGCCAGCUGAGAUACAUCGACAUAGUGUCAAACAAUGUUGGAAUGUAAAGUGCAAACUGAAUUGUUCCCAAAAAAAAUGCAACACAUUCACUGUUUUUAAUUGUUUUCAAAAUGAGAAAAAAAUAUAUAGUUUCUAUGCUGUGAACGCAAAUGCAAGUGAAUGUCUGGUGCAAUUCAACCAAGACCAUGCAGUGCAUGGCAAAAUGGUCUGUUAUUUGUUGAGGUGCAUGUUAGAAAUCAAAGUGCCAACCCCCGUGUCAAAUGUACCAGUCACUUCCAGCCUUCGUAAGUUCUGUUACACAAAAUAAAUCUUGCAUUUUCAUGACCUCCGAACUGGAAAACGAGCAAAAAAUAAGAUGGAUUUGGUUUAACUGUGAGGGGGAAAAAGAAAUUAUUUGACAAAAUGUGUCCUUGAACAUGUAAAAUAAAAUAUAAACCGUUAUAUUUUAUCCUGAGUACAGAAGACAAUAACAGCUUUUUAAACUAAUAAUAAUUCAAUGGAGUGUGUGUGUGUGUGUGAGUGUGUGCGCUUAUUUUAAUGAAACUGUGAAUGUUUGAGAGAUUACAGCAUGUGUCCGCACUCAGCUGGAAAUAAGUACAGAAAAAGCUUUGCUUUUAUUAAAUUUUAGUUCAAUGUAAAGAGGGGCUGGUGACUGUAAACCGGUUUUGAAACUUGUGGAAACAAAUUGAAUCAUUGACAUUCCUCCCAAUUUGAGCCCAACAUUCAGAGAAUUUCUUUUGUUUUAAAGGGAAAUAUCCUCUAGUAGCAACGGCAAACCUGGUUCCCUUU